Molecule: messenger RNA, 5155 nt
Organism: Manduca sexta (tobacco hornworm)
Lineage: Eukaryota; Metazoa; Arthropoda; Insecta; Lepidoptera; Sphingidae
Gene: UbcE2H
Product: ubiquitin-conjugating enzyme E2 H
Exons: 5
Coding region: 180-779 (199 amino acids)
Biological process (GO): protein polyubiquitination; ubiquitin-dependent protein catabolic process
Cellular component (GO): nucleus
Molecular function (GO): ubiquitin conjugating enzyme activity
Source: RefSeq, a predicted model, not a curated record
AUUGUUUCAUUACACAUCAUCUUCGAAAUUUUAGUCUAUGGUUGUGUCCAUUGUUUUUCUACAAUGUUAUUUUUCUGACUGCUGCUGGUGGACGAGAAAUCGGUUUUGGCUGCGUUUCGUGUGAGUUUUUUCUAGUGUUCGUGUUCGAUAUUGUGAUUUAUAAGUAAUAGAUCACGAAGAUGUCGUCACCGAGCGCUGGGAAACGUCGCAUGGACACAGAUGUGAUCAAGCUUAUCGAAAGUAAACACGAGGUGACGAUCUUGGGAGGUCUGAACGAGUUCUGUGUGAAAUUCUUCGGUCCCCCUGGAACACCUUACGAAGGCGGUGUGUGGCGCGUGCGAGUGCACUUGCCUGACCACUACCCGUUCAAGUCGCCGUCCAUAGGGUUUAUGAACAAGGUGUACCACCCCAACAUAGACGAGGUCUCUGGCACAGUCUGUCUGGACGUCAUCAAUCAGGCAUGGACCGCGCUAUACGACCUGUCGAACAUAUUCGAGUCGUUCCUGCCGCAGCUGCUCACGUAUCCGAACCCGAUCGACCCGCUGAACGGCGACGCGGCCGCCAUGUAUCUACACAAGCCCGAGGAGUACAAGAAGAAAGUCUCAGAUUACGUCCGAAGAUUCGCCACAGAGGAGGCGUUAUUGGAAAAAGACGCGAUCACAGGAAUGGGUGGUGCGUCGGCAUCGUCCGGCUCCAAGCCAGCCAACGGCAACAACUCCGAUUCUGAAUCGUCUAUGAGCGACUUCAGCGACGACGAAGCGCAGGACAUGGAGUUAUAACACAAGGUAAGAAGGUACGCUCGCUCGCUCACUGCCUAGAGUGUGUGAUUCUGCGGUCUUUUGUUACGGAUACGUGUCACUUCUGGAUGUUUUUUAUAUGGGAUUGUUCGAAGCUGUCCUGGUCUGGCCCCAUCUAUGGUUUUUGAAGAAAUCAGGUAAUAAUUAUAUUGACAUGGGAUUGCUCUUCAACCUUAUCUCCUGGUCUUUUCAUUGGAUGUUUUGAGGUAUUAUGUGUCCAAUGUGAUAACUUUUGGUGUUGUCGUUAUUUUAAUCUAUAGUCUGUUUGUUCGACCAUAAUAUAGGACUAUUUAUUCAAAGCAUAAUCUCUAACUGAUCGUAAUCUGCAGCCUGUCUAAUUACAGUCCAUGAGUUAUAGUUUAUAAUUAUUAAUGUUGAAUGUCCCCUUAGAUAUCCUAUUAGGAUUUAAUAAUUAUGACCAGGAUUUUCUAUGUGUCCCAAAAAUUCCCUUUGUCUUUUAAAUUGAAACUUUUGAAUCGAGUUUUAUGUUAUAACAGUCUUUAUAUCAAAAUAACUAUCUAAAGAAGUCCAGGACCGCACUGAAAAUACGUGGUCCAAAAGUCCCCAUUCUCCCCAGACCAGGUGCAAUACCGCAUGGUAUAUUCCAAACACAUUUCUCGUGCCUAAGUACUAUAAAAUAAUCCUGUCUAUCGUCAUUAAAUAUAAUCGUUAUAUCCUAAAUUAUAUAAAUUUUAGAAAUGUAUAAACGUAACAAUCCAGAUUUAUCGAUAGUUUUAUCGAUAAAGAACAUCGACAGUCGACACGGGACCGCGGAUAUAACAGUUACCUUUCUGUAUUCGUACAGACGUCGAGUUUUGCUGCCGUAAUUGUUGAAAUUAUCAUUUAUGGACCAGACAAAUGCCAAUAAUAGAAAUAGUCUUAAUGCUCAGAAGCUGAUGGCGGCAAACGAGACUUACGCUUUAAAGUUUCAUUGGUGUUGCGUUGUUGGAAACGAGUGGGCUAACUGGGGCCCGGACCCCCCUCUGUCGGUUUGAGGGGGGCUUGGUGCCUGCAAUGACCUAUGGUCUUUGGAUAUCUCGACAUAUUUGCAUAUGGUAGAGAUGUCAUGCUGAUUUAGUCAGGGUAAUAUUUUUGUCGUCCUCUGUUGUAGCCGUUCUAAUUUUAAGUUACGGUAUAGAGAAUUGAAAAGAUUAAUUUUAAAAAAAAUAGUUACUUUUCAUUUUACAACUAAAGAGAUUGACAAAAUUUUUACUUCAAUUUGAAAAUUCUUAAAAAUAAAAAGAAAAAAAAGCUUACUCGUUUUCAGCAUUUGUCGACACACAAUGUGAAAAUAUGAUCAAUUUAAAUUUCGUCUUAAAUAUAGUUGUUGGUAUGUGGAAAUGGUGAAAUCAUUAGAUUUGUGUGUGGCUUGUAUUUUCGUGAAGCGGCCGAUAGAUGGCGGUGUAUAUAAUACAAUGAUUUCCACUAUUUUACCUGUACUUUACUGUAUACUUUGAAUUGAAAAUGAUUCAAUAAGGGAUAAAAUAGUAUAAAAUGUAAUGGAAAAUAUGUUAACUUGUCUCCUAACUCAUUUUAAGCCUUUAAAUGUAGAUGUUAUGUAAUUUACCAGCGGUUAUUGUCUUUGUCAAGAUAUAUUAAACUUUAAUAUCAUUACAUUAAAGUUUUUUAUAUCGUGCCGUUAUUCCAUCGAAUUUAAUAUUACGUUAUAUGGUCGAAUAUUGUAUGUAUUGUUUGUUUCUUGACGUCUGCUGCCAUCUGUCGGCCGCACAAACUUUCUCCUACGCUUAAGGAUAGCAGCAAUACGGUAGAUAAAAAAGUGUUCACAAUUUAAUAUGUAAUGUCGGGAAAGAAAAAAACAUUGUUAGGCUACGGUUUUAAUAAUAAAUGUAACGAACAUUUAAAGUUUAGAUAUUAAUCGUUUGUACUGUAUCUAAAUGUGAAUUGGGCGUGUUUUGUUCGUUAAAUAUCAUCACAAAAUAUUUUUUUGCAUGAAAAAUAAAAAAUCACACCAUAAACAUCUCAAGAAUACUUCAAUUAGACUGGCAACACACAAUUUAGACAAAACUAGUUUCCUCACACUAACAAAAGCUUUAAUAAUCAUAACACAAUUUGAAUAUCGAACAGCACACGCUCAAGUGUUGAAAUGCAUAAAUAAUAAUCGUAACGGUGUUUUCGGUUGUUUUCACGAUAUGCAAGUUGGCAACACACGGGCAUGCGAGCGAGCGAGAUAGCAUUAUGUAAAUAAAUCUGUCCCCAUAGCAUAAAUCCAACUUAAUACGAAACGAGAGCCCAGCGUUGGGGCUAAGUCAUCGCUAUAUCUCAUAGGUAUUUAAUGUUUUUUUUAAAUAUAGUUUUAAUUUUUUUCGUGGAAGAUGUGUCAUGUAAACGCGGCUAUAUCUCCCUCUGUGACGUGGUUUACGAUUGGAUAGAUUUCUCGGGAUGCGUUUAGUAAGUAUCGUAGUCAGUGGGCAACAUUUGUCACACGAUUUGAUGCAAUCAUUUGUCUAAUAACGAUCAUAUAAAACAUAUUUUUGCGUGUAUUCCGUCAUAUAGGAUAGCAUGCAAUAGUAAUGUUGUUUGCCUCAUUUGGUCUAAAGUUCUAUUUCACAUUAUAAUGUUAUUUAGAAUUAUAAUCUAUAAUUUUGUGGCACACUUAACAAAUUCUCAUUGAAAUCUAUCCAAACAAGAUUAUAAUAUUUCGCACACGGCAACACUGGUGUUUAGAUUGUCUAUGCCUUCGAUGUUACCCGCGCCUUGGAAUCACUUGAACAAUUUAUUACGCAAUCUGUGAUUAAUUUCUUCCUUAUUUUUCAUAUGAAAUGUCAAUUUGUCAUUAUGAGGUUGAGAAAUUAAAUGUAACACCCGUUGUACUUAGUAUAAUUGCUGUUUGUCGCUUUGUAGGACAUUUUUUUGUUAGCACAUAUAUAUUUUUAUGCUGGAAACACCGCCGCUCUGGGUUACCAUGCGAAACAAUAUUUUGAAAUUUUGUUGCCAUGUUAAAAUAAUGUUCGUUCUCGUAUAAAUGCUUUGUACACGUAUAAUAUUUUGUAUCUGGCAAUAUAGUGAAGGCGGUGUUGCAAGCAUUUUCUUCGGUAGUGUUCGCUCACACCAAAUAAAAUUAGCAUUUUUUGUAUGAACGAUGACUGCGCUGAUGUCAUGAUGAUCCUGCCAAUCGUUGAGAUGAUUAUUUUGGCGUAUUUUGUAAUGUUCUUUUUGCCUAGAACGUCAUUUGUGUUAACUAAAUAUGGAAGCAAUGUCAAUAGUAUUGAUGAAAUUAUUCAGAUAUUUUGAAAUGAAAGUAUAAGUUUUCUCAAAUACAGACGUAAGGUUUAGAUUUGGCUCACAGUCGCCCGCGUGAGCCCCUUUUUAUAGAAAAAUAAUCACUUUGGAGGAAUUACCUAACAAUCCCAUUUUAGUGCUCCACCAGGUGUGCAAUAUUUCACUCUUCUAGCGGCUUAGGCUAUGCCUUUAAAUUUCUUUGAAGACACUUACAUAUAUGUUAAUAACAUGUUACUCUAGUUACUCCUUUCUAGGCAAUAGUCGAGAAACGUGACGGGGGAAUAUUCACACGAGACAGCAUUGUAUUUAUUUAGCGUCACGUAAAUCUUCGACAUCUCUUUAUCGCCUCAUACAUAGAUUUUAAAUAGCGCUACGAUCCGCCUUCAACAUUCAAUAAACAACAGUAAACUAAAUUAUUUUACGAUCUAUAUUCGCGUACAUAUCAAAAUUUAUUUUUCUAAGCCAAAAAGAACAAUACAAAAUGAAAGUAACACAAUACAGAUCUCUAAAUGACACGUUGCGAACCUAAAAGUGUUGCAAACGUUAAUAUUAAGUGUUAGGUUACGUAUAGAUUUAUAACACGAAUAAAAAUAUAUUAUAGACCGUAUGUAUCUUUAAAAUUAUAACUCAAGCCAUAAUAAUAUAUUUUGGUAUAAGGAGAUAACAUAAAAUUAUUAGUUUAUAUAACAAAGUUGGGUCGACAGUUUCUACUAUUUGGAAGAAUUUGGUAGUUUCCGUUUAUUUCGGUGUGUCCACCCAGCUUGUUCGCAUCGUAGUGAGUCGCUGUGGUAUUUAAGAUGUACGGUGUGCAAAGGUUUUUUUAUGUGCGUUACGUAUUUUUUAACUUAUGACUUGAAUGGUGAAUUUUACUAUAUAACGUGUGCGUACGUACUAAAAUCUUUGCUUACAACAGUGACAUCACAUUGCAUCAUAUUUUUUACCAUUUGACAUGAUUCUCGUCACGUUGCCUUUCCGAUUUUAAAUGUUUUAUGUCGAAUAAUAGUGUUGUACCAAAACUACGGAUGAGUCGAUUAUUCGGCUGUACAUGUAACCGAAUAAAAAGUUAUCGAUAUUUUUAUUUCAUUACAUGUAAUAAACUUACGUUAUUUUUAAACUAA